UUUGAUCUCCAUUAUAUCUCCUUCACUCUGUGUGUUGCGUAUUUCUGUUAUCAAUAUUUAACGACUGGCCAGGAAACCACUGUCCUGGGAUUGUUUCCUGCUCUCUGUGUAGUCUGUGAGAGAGGAGAGAGAGCAAGCCGGUUUGCAAGGAUUACAUCAUUUAGUCAGUGGCUGCUGUGGACCCUGGAGACAUUCUCAUUGGCGAGAUAUAAAAAUGGGGAAGCUGGAGGUGUGAUGCAGUGCUCUGCGACUUAGCUCAGAAAGAGCUGCACAUCAUUUGUUCCCAGACGCUGGGGCUUGUCUUGAGGGAGAGAGGCUGAGCUGUGAUUUCCAUCCCCAGCAAGCUGGCUUCUUGCCCUGAGCCGGGUGGAUGCACUGGGUGCAUUGGCAAGCGACUGGGUUCACACUCUGUGUAAUGUGCUAAGUCCUGGCUGGAAGGUGGGUGAGAAGAUGCUCAGACACAAAAGCUCUGAGUCAGAGGAGGACAGGAAUGCGCUGAUAGCCCUGGAGAAGGACGGAUCGCAGCUUUUAAUGGACACGUAUGGCAGCACGCAGCGGAAUGGAAACUACUACCCCACCUGCUGUGAUGAGGAAGGUGAUGAGGACUUCUACAUCGGUUCUCAUGGGAAUUACAGCCCCGACCACAAAGGAAAUUACUUCCGGGAUGGGACAACCAAAGUGGAUUUCGUGCUGGUUUGGGAGGUGAAAGCGAAGACGCAGAAGGAUGAGCGCGCCGCCGCGAAAGGCAGCGCGUCCCAAAAGCACCAGAAAUGGAAAGACAAGUUUGUGAGGAAUCUACAGAAUGCUGGACUCCACAUGGAGCAGGAGGAGACCGUCACUGAGAGGAAGAGCAUUUGCUAUCUGAAGCUGAGCGCACCUUGGGAUGUGUUAGUCUAUUAUGCGGAGGAGCUGUGUAUGAGAGCACCCUUGCAGGCACAGCCCAAUCCCAGCAUGAACUCAUCAGAGGAGAUCCUGAGAAAGCUGCGAAUCCCAAACUACCUGUCGGAGCCGGUGCCCAACAAGCCUCUGGAUUACUACACGUGCCCAUUCCGCAGAUCCAAACUGCAGAGGUUUUUGGGAAGCGAUGAUCAUGAGACCUAUUUUACAAACACUCAACGGCACCGCAUUGUGUAUGAAAUUCUGGCUAGAACAGUGUAUGGGAAGAGGAAGCGGGCUGAGAUCGGAAUUGACCGCUUGUUAAAUGAAGGAGUUUUUGCUUCUGCAUUCCCGCUGCAUGAGGGCCCGUUUGAGCUGCCAGACUACGUCGUCCCCGCGGAAGAACUGAACCCGAGGCAAGUUCUGUACAACUACUGGGCUCGCUGGGCCAAGUGGUGCAGGUACCAGCCGCUGGAUCACAUCCGCGAGUACUUUGGGGAAAAGAUCGCCAUUUACUUUGCCUGGCUGGGGUUUUACACGGCCUGGCUGUUGCCAGCUGCUCUCGUCGGGACGUUUGUCUUUAUAUCUGGGCUGAUCUCGAUGAAGACCAACAAGCAAAUAGAAGAGGUCUGUAACAGCAGCAGCCAGUACCUCCUGUGUCCUUUGUGUGACAACUGUGGCACGUGGAACCUCUCAGAGACCUGUUCCAUGGCUUACAUGGGUUACCUCUUUGACCACCCAGGCACCGUCUUCUUCAGCAUCUUCAUGUCUCUGUGGGCCGUGGCCUUCCUGGAGUACUGGAAACGGACCAACGCCAUGUUGGCCCAUCACUGGGAUUGUGCAGACUUCCAGGAGGAGGAGGAGCGGCCGAGACCUGAGUUUGCUGCCAUGGCACCGAAAAUGGAACAGAAUCCCAUCACUGGGGUCAAGGAGCCGCACUUUCCGGAGAGGGACCGGCUUUCCCGCGUCAUCACAGGUUCCAUGGUCAUCAUCGUCAUGCUCUUUGUGGUGAUGAUCUUCUUGGUGACGGUGAUCAUGUACCGUGGGAUCAUCAGCCUGAUGAUGUACCAGACCGGCAACUCCAUCCUCAUCACCCAGGCUGGGAACAUUGCCAACAUCAGCAGCUCCAUGGUGAAUCUCAUGCUCAUCCUCCUGAUGAGCCAGGUCUACACCUCACUGGCUGAGCAGCUCACCCGAUGGGAGAUGCACCGCACGCAGACGCAGUUCGAAGACGCCUUCAUCUUCAAAGUGUUCGUGUUCCAGUUUGUGAACUUCUACUCCUCCCCGUUUUACGUGGCGUUCGUUAAAGGCAGGUUUGUGGGCUACCCGGGGCACUAUGGCAAGCUGUUCGGCAUGAGGAACGAGGAUUGUGGGCCUGGAGGGUGCCUGAUCGAGUUGGCCGAGCAGCUUUUCAUCAUCAUGGUGGGGAAGCAGAUCAUCAGCAACAUCCAGGAGUUUAUCAUCCCCAAGCUGAAGACCUGGUGGCAGAAACGGAAGCUGUCUCUCCUGCGAGGUUCUCAGAUCUGCCAGGCACCCAGACGCUGGGAGGAGGAUUAUGAGCUCAUCGACUGCGAGGGACUGUUUGAGGAAUAUCUGGAAAUGGUGCUGCAGUUUGGCUUCAUCACUAUCUUCGUGGCUGCGUUCCCGUUGGCUCCGCUCUUCGCUCUGCUUAAUAACUGGGUGGAGAUCCGCCUGGACGCCCAAAAGUUUGUGUGUGAUUACCGGCGGCCGGUGGCGGAGCGGGCUCAGGACAUCGGGGUCUGGUUCAACAUCCUGGAAGCCCUGGCUCAGCUCUCAGUCAUCAUCAACGCUUUUCUGAUUGCGUUCACGUCUGACUUUCUGCCCCGCCUGCUCUACCAGUACGAGUAUGACAGUGACCUGAAUGGAUACGUGAACUUCACACUGGCCUACUCCCCACGAAGCAACAGCAACUACACCAUGUGCAGGUACAAAGCUUUCCGGGAUCCAGAUGGGAAUCUCACGCUCUUCUACUGGAAGCUGCUGGCAGUUCGACUCGGAUUCAUUAUUGCCUUUGAGCACGUGGUGUUCUUCAUCCUGAGAGUGAUUGACUGGCUGGUGCCCGAUGUCCCCGAGUCGCUGGAGGUGAAGGUGAAGCGGGAGCGAUAUCUGGCCAAACAGGCACUGGCGGACAAUCAGGAUGCUCUCCUGCAGUGUGGCGUUGCCCUAGGAUCGUCGCUGUCGCCCAGAUUCCCAGACUGGAUGUGAAUGGAUCUCCUUCGUGACGGGCUGUGGAGAUGCACAUUCCCAAAGGCCACGAGAUGGAGCUGCUGGAGGAGAGCCUGACGGACGGGCCCUGCUCACCCAACCACGUGGCCGUGUGCAAA
Messenger RNA from Callorhinchus milii (elephant shark), 3221 nucleotides. RefSeq names its product anoctamin 11 (gene ano11). Bases 451 to 3102 code for a protein of 883 amino acids. Gene Ontology annotation, cellular component: plasma membrane. The transcript has 24 exons. Lineage: Eukaryota; Metazoa; Chordata; Chondrichthyes; Chimaeriformes; Callorhinchidae. Gene Ontology annotation, biological process: chloride transmembrane transport. Gene Ontology annotation, molecular function: chloride channel activity; protein dimerization activity. The record is from RefSeq and is a predicted model, not a curated record.